Penaeus monodon (black tiger shrimp) is the source of this 5543-nucleotide messenger RNA. RefSeq lists its product as uncharacterized. The record is from RefSeq and is a predicted model, not a curated record. Lineage: Eukaryota; Metazoa; Arthropoda; Malacostraca; Decapoda; Penaeidae. Gene Ontology annotation, molecular function: sequence-specific DNA binding. Gene Ontology annotation, biological process: snRNA transcription by RNA polymerase III; snRNA transcription by RNA polymerase II. Gene Ontology annotation, cellular component: snRNA-activating protein complex.
GGUUGUUUGUUUACGUGAGAAGUUGCCAAAUGUGAAAAAUUCUUGCUCAAUACAGCCAAUUUACUGGAUUUCUUUACGAGUUUAAUAAUGACAAGGUUUAAAAUCAUGAGUUAUGGCCGAGUGAGAAUGAUUUUUAAGCAAUGCUAGUAAAUAGAAUUUGUAAAUCUAGGAAAUUCACUUUUUUCUGCGUCAGCCUUGAGUUUCAAACUGCAUUGUUCAAUUUUCAAGUCAACUUCUGAUUAAUUCAAGGUCUUACAUCGUUCAUUUUUCGUUCUGCCGUUUUUAACAUUCUUUUUUAAGGUCGCAGAGCCAAGUUAAGGUUACAUUGAGCUAAUUUUAUAUAAAAAUGGACACACAACUGCACAAAAUGCCAGGGGACAUUGUACAGAGUACAGAAGAAAGUAAAAGUUACCAGGAUUCAGAAAAUGACAAAGGCUUGGAGGCCAUGGACAGCAAGACAGAAAAAAAUAACAAUAAAAAUAACAGCAAACCAAAAAGUAAAAGGCCGAGCCUCAGGGACCAACUUCUGCAAGGGUCAGAGUCUUCUUCCAUGCAAUCACCUGCCACGCAAAAUGUUAAGUCUAGGGACGGAGAGAAAUAUGGUCAGGAUAGAGAGUUACGGGAAGAACAAGAGAAAAGAACACGCAGCCAAAGAAAGAGAAAGUACCAGGAGAACUUUAGUUAUUACAUAGACGAGAGUGAUGCCCAGGACCUCAGUGGCGACUCGAGUUCUCAAGAAUACAAGCCCUCAGAAGAUGAGGAAAGUGAUAGCACAAAGAAAAGGAAAAAGAUGUCAGUUAGUAAGACAAACAUCCUGACACCUAAGGGCAAAGCAGGCAAUAAUCACAAACCAGUAAUGAGGAAACCUAAGAAAACUAAAGUGACAACUUUACACAACUCUAGCUCGAUGAACACUUUGGACAUGCCAGAUAUCUUUAACGAACACAUGAGAUCUCCACCUGCAAAAAUAUCUAGGAAAAAGAAGACUACAAAGAUUCCAGUCAAGAGAAAGAAAGCAGUAAGUGACAGAGAAGAUUCAGAGGCAGCAAAUGACUCUGUUGAAGAUGAUGAGUCCAGAGUCACAAAUAAUGGCAAGAAGAGUGCAGUAAAGUUUUCUAAUAAAAAUUCUAGAUAUGGUCAGCCAUACUCAAUAACAGGGAGUUGGUAUAUUGCUUCAGGCUAUCUGGAGGACCUGCUGGAGCUUCUGCAGCACUUUGAGAAUGUGAAAAGCUGGAGAUUUUCUACAUUUUCUUCCUGCUGGAGAGAAAUGAAGUUUUCUCUCAUAUAUAGGGGCCGUCAAAGUUUCAAGGAGUUAUUAGAAUUCUCGGAAGAAGUUGCAGAUAUCACUAAAAGGUUCCUGUCCCCUACCCAUAGCAUGAAGAUGAGAGUGGGGGCUCUGUAUACCUUGUAUGGCCUUUACUAUAAGCAUCCUAUAAGGCAUUUCUUCAAGAUUCGUAUUGUAAAGGAUGAGUACUACCACCUCCUGGAGUUGGUCGAGCCCUUCCGCUGUAAGGCAGAAAAUCCCGAUCCUGCAAUUUUAUUCCGCACUUUGGAGACAGAUGGUGCUUUUUACCACACUGCAACUACACAGGAAAUGUGUUUGGACUUCCACUCUGCUGAACGUGAGGAAGUGGGCCUGAAGUAUGAGCUUCAGCGCAUUGUCACAACGUCUGCAGUUAGCCUAACCAUGCCCAUGGAUGUUCUUGAUACAGAUGAAGCUCUGAUGCAACAUUAUGAUAAGCUUAAGACUGCUGUUUUAAAUACAAAGUCACCUGGAAAAGCUUUAUCAAUGGUGGAUAAAUCAGUCACAUCAGAGGUGAAAAAUGCUGUUUUGAAGUUAAAUGAGGAUCUCUUAGUUGCUGUAGGAAUUAAGAACCCCUUCGAAAGUACAAAUGAAGCUCAACAGACAAGCUGGCUAUCUGAUAUAGGACGACGACGAUCUGAAGUCCGAAAUAAAGCUGUCAGCUCAUCUACAGCAGAUGUGUAUGUAAAAACCCGGGGACUCCUUGCCAAAGAAAAGUGUAACUCCAACCUAAUAUUGAGGGGAGGCAAAAUACAGCACCUUAAAGGCUGUAGGACACAAACCAAUAACCCAACAGAGGAAGGGAUCACUGAUAAUGAAAGUGAUGUAGAUAAGACACCUACCAGCAGUAACAACAAAAAAGCAUCAAGAGCAUCCCGCAAUGUAAUAGGACAAAUACUCACAGAUAAGAAGAUUAGAAAUUACAUGAAACCACCAUCAGCAGAGGUCACCAAUAUUCCACUGAGAUCAAUGGGAACCAUAAAAGCUGUACCUAAAGCUAGGAAAAAGGGGUACAAACACACACUAUCAGACGAAGAGGAUGCAGAUGACCCCCUCAAGAUGAGUGAAGGGGAGAGUUCAUGUGACAAAGAUAUAUCCAUUCCAGAGCACAAGAACUUCAGUGGUGGGACAAACAACCCUCUUAAAGUACCCAAGUCAGAGAAACGAUAUAAAAGAAGAGGCAAGACUGGAAAGCCACGGGGGAGACCUAGGAAGGUCCCUCUGCCUCAAAAUCCAUUCCCAGCAAAAGCAGUUGAUGUUAUUCAGUCUGACUCUGACAAUCAAAUUGUAACUCCUGACACAUCAGUCGCAAUGCCUCUAAAAACAGAAGAGCAACAGGAUGACCAGAGGAAUGAAAUCAAGGAUGACCAUAAUAAAUUCAUGAUUUUAAAUGUACAAAUAUGCAGUGAUAACAUUAAUAACCAGUCAAAGAAGUUGAAGAUCUUGAAAAGUGAUUGGAAAGCCAUUUCAGAAGAUGAAAAGAAACUUUUUGAACUGAAAAGAAAGUUACUUGGUUUGAUGUUACCAGGGAGAGAGAUAACAGACAAUAAUGUGAGAGACAUUUACACUAAGAUGACAGUCACAGAAUCAUCUGUUGAAAAUAGAAACUCCUCAUCUUGUACAAGUAAAGCCAUGGAACAGACACCAGAGCUGAUGUCAGAAAGUAUGACUUCAAAAUCUCCCCCAAAUAAGAAGGGGCAAAGUAAUACCCAGGGCAACACUGUCACAGGCGUGUUACUAAUGCCAGUGAAAGUGGGUGGUGUGACACGUCUCAUUCCAGUGCCAAGCUCUGCAAUAAAACAAAACAAAGCCAGAAUGUCAGUGCCAAAACCUGACACCAAAAACUCUCUUGUCUCUGUGCCUUGUUGUACCACAUCUCCAGAUUUGUAUCCUCUGAUCUCGAAAAAAAUUAUGCAAAUUGCUACCCAAACAAAUGGAGAUCAGGUAACAAAUACUUCUCUACCUGGAGAUGAACUAGAUUCAGUGAUGAAAUUGGGACCUCAGCUCCCUGAAUUAGACUCUUUAAACCUUGAUCCAUUAUUUUUGGAAAAGCUACCAAUAAGGAAAAGAGAAGUUUUAUGCCAGCAAGUCACUACUGAUACUUCACCCAUAAAACAAGAUAUACAAGGUCAUGGUAAUAAGGAAAAUACCAGAGCAACAUAUACAGCAGGAACUAUAGCCUACAGUGCAAUGGAUUCACUUGUGAAUGAUGAAGUCUGGAACAGUGAUGAAAAUUCUGAUCUACAAGGGGAUUCAGAUUUUCAAACAGAAGAUCCUCUGUAUCUUUCUAAAAAUGAAGUCACCAACAAUAAUUCACCUUUAAGUUCUGAUAAUGUAUAUACUUCACCAAAGAGCCAAAGAGACACUUUAACAAGUACAAACUCUUUAGAGUCAAUAAAAUUAUUACCAAGGGUGAUACAUUCAAGUGACCUUGGCUGAACAACCCCUCAGCUGAAGUACUGCCCUGCCCUUUUGCAGACUUUAAAUACAAGAGAACAAGGACAGACCAGUAGAUACCCAGUACAAGUACCUCCACUAAGCAUACCUCUUCAAGCUGUCAUGCAACACCCUGAUUCGAAUCUAGUACAUUUACCUCAACAUGUUACUAUCAUGUCUGACUCUACUCCCUUUGCAUUAGAGAUGCCUCCCAUUGUUCCAGUUCAAGAAAUUGCCACAAGUAAUGCCUUUGUACCCUCCCAAGCAACAUCUGAUUGUGUAACUUUACUUGCACAAGGAGUGCCUAGCAGUUCCUUCACAUCGCAACAUGUGGUUAGUCCUCAGGGAUCAGCACAAUCCUGUAACAGUCCUGUAAAUCAUAUAUUGAGGCCCUCAACCAGUGGUCAUCAUGCAGAAGUGCAGCACAAUCUUAACAUGAGAUGUGUUCCAUUGUUAUAUGAGUCACAGUACAUAACACGAAAUGGUACACCAUCAAAGGUAUCAGAAGUUCCAAAGAUUUUAAAUAUAGCAAUGCAGACCACUCCUUAUAGUGAAAGAUUGACAAAUACAAAGGACAUCGAGCAAAAUGUGGAUGUUGGGGAUGAGAAAAAGAUGGGAGGAAACAUCCAUUCACCAAAUCAAUUACAGACACCCAGACAAAUCUCCAGAGCCAUUCCCUUCACCUCUCCCAAGGAAGUAACCAGAGAAAGAGAUCUACCAGGGGAAGUUAGUAACCACGGUUCAAAUAAACUUCCCAAGCAGACCACAGAUAAUUGUCAGUGGGAGAGACAAGGAGCCUGGAGCAGCCCUGUGUGUACAUUUUUGUACUCUCCAAAAUACAAAGCUCUUUCUAAAUUAAAAGGAGCAGGAGGAAUUGCUACUGGCACACCAGUUCAGUUAAAAGAAAAGCCUCGAGUCCCCUUCAUUCUAAAGCAUUCACUGGUUCAGAAACGUAAGAAGUAGAUUUAGUUUUCUUCUUCUCUCUUUUUAAGAAAUAUAUUAAUAUUUCUAGUUAUGGAAGGAAAAUAUAGUUUUUUUGUUUUUUUAGCUUAGGAAAUAUUUUAUUAAAUACUUAUGUCAUAUAUUCAGAGAUCUGUCUUAAUAUUUAAGCAAAAGGAUACUCUUCAUCUGUGAAAGAACUAUAUUUUUACUCUUCAUUUGAUGACUGUAUAUUUUACUCUUCAUAUUUCUUUCAGUAUAAAGGCAAAGAGCAUGUUAAGUCAGCACAUAAAAGGCAUACAAUUUUAGUUAAUAUGAAUAAUGUAAUGGUACCAAGUUUUUUCCUGUUUGUUGUGGCUCCCAGUCUUCCUGCCUUUUAACUCUCAAUAUAGUAAUUAAAGUCUAGCAUUUUUCUGAGUUAAAUAUGAUACAGAGAAACCAGUAAAAUUACACAUAAUAACUACAUCUUUCUCUCCAGUACUAAAUUAAAGUAGCAAUUUUACAAAGGGAUAGAAGAUAGGUAAGUGUAUGUGUGGGUGUACUUACUGUCUCCAUAAAUAUUCAGAAAACGAUAGAUUGGUGCUAUAAAAAGGUCUACAGAGAUUUUUCCCAUCCUUAGUUACUGAUCAUUAGUAUGCAAUUUUUUUCUCUCUUUCUCUUCAGAAAUAUUUUUAUUUAUAAAAAAAGAUAUCCUUUCUGUUGUUGUUUUUUUCUUCUUUUUUUGUAUUAUCCAAGGAUAUUGUACAAGAAAUGUCAUUAUUAAUGCAGGCUUCUGGUAUAUUGGCAUAGAUUUUUCUUCAUGAAUGUUGUAAGUUUUAUAUGGAAAUUAUACUUUUUUAUAUUAAAGUGGUCUACAAGAACAAAA